CACCCUUUCCCGUUUCCCAUCGGCCCCCGCGGCGCGAAGAUGGCGGCGGGGAGCGGCGGCGGGGCGGGUCCGGCGGCCCGGGAGCUGUUCGCGGAGGGGCUGCUGCAGUUCCUGAGGCCCGCGGUGAGGCAGCUCGACGGGCAUGUGCACGCCGUGAGGGAGAGCCAGGUGGAGCUGCGGGAGCACAUCGACAGCCUGGCCACAGAGCUGUGUCGCAUCAAUGAGGACCAGAAAGUGGCACUGGACCUCGAUCCCUACGUGAAGAAGCUGCUCAACGCCCGGCGCAGGGUCGUGCUGGUUAACAACAUCCUGCAGAAUGCCCAGGAACGGCUGCGGAGGCUCAACCACAGCGUGGCCAAGGAGACCAUGCGGAGGAAGGUGAUGCUGGAGGCAGCAGGUGGCUACCCCCAGGGCCUGCCUGGCAAGUGAGAGCCCUGCCACAGUGCCGGGCCACAUCUGCAUUGCACCGACAGCCUGGGGGCUACGCCAGAGCAGAAGCAGCUAAGGACGGUGAUGGGUGCAAUCCCAUAAGGACAGCAAAGUGGGCUUGGUGAUGGGAGCAGGUAUUGCACUUACGAGGAGCCAAACUGGGACGUUUUUUGUCUCAAAAGAUUGCUAAACUGUUGUCAGGUUGUGACACAGAAACUGCUAACCCACAGUCCGCGCCCUGCAGGAGUUCAGAUGUGCAGAAUCCGACCUCAGUUGCCGCCCUCCCAGCUCUGGUUUGGGACAGCUCUGCGGAGCAUCUGUGGCACGGGAGCAGGCCGGCCAGGGGUCCUGCACAGUGAGGCCACAGCCAAGGGAACUGGGAGGCCCUGAACUGUAUUCCCAGAUUUGUAGGUGCUGGA
Cuculus canorus (common cuckoo) is the source of this 848-nucleotide messenger RNA. RefSeq names its product SNAP associated protein (gene SNAPIN). Gene Ontology annotation, cellular component: BLOC-1 complex; synaptic vesicle; BORC complex. The transcript has 4 exons. Lineage: Eukaryota; Metazoa; Chordata; Aves; Cuculiformes; Cuculidae. The record is from RefSeq and is a predicted model, not a curated record. The coding region runs from base 40 to 429 and encodes 129 amino acids. Gene Ontology annotation, molecular function: SNARE binding. Gene Ontology annotation, biological process: endosome to lysosome transport; lysosome organization; regulation of synaptic vesicle exocytosis.